Molecule: messenger RNA, 3290 nt
Organism: Oryzias latipes (Japanese medaka)
Lineage: Eukaryota; Metazoa; Chordata; Actinopteri; Beloniformes; Adrianichthyidae
Source: RefSeq, a predicted model, not a curated record
CACCGCCGCCGAGCGGCCGCACCUGCAUUAAAGUGGGGACGUCCGGCGGCCGAGGAGGAAGAGAGCGCGCGCAGACCGGGGAGCUGCGGACAGAGCUGAGCCGAGAACCAGAGCGCAUCCGCCGGAUCCAUCCGCAGCGCUCCGACCGUCGAGACCCCAAAGGCGGAGACGGCGCGUUCAAGACGCGCGCUUCCGAGGAAUAAAAUGAAACGGAGCAGAGCGGGGAUACGACGGAUCCAGACUGAGCGGAUGAGCGCGCAGAUUUUUCCUUGUGAUCCAUGACAAAGCAAGUACAUCGACUCUUCUAUUGUCCCAGGGCUGUUUCUCCCCAAGUGCCUUGACUGUCCAUUGUGACAGAAAGAGACAUCCAGCUUACCGUUUCUGUUUGCCAGCCACAACUGCCAGACCAGGAAGAGUGCUUAAAUCUGAGCUCUAUCCGUCAUCCUCCUCCCCUUCAUCCCACCACUCCCUUAUCCUGGUCCUUCAUUACUUUGCCCCUUCCUCAUCUUUAGUUCAGCACAAUUCGGAGUCCCACAUGACAAGUCAGAAACAUCCGCUAUUCUCCCACUCCACGCGAGUCUUCUUUCCUCUCCCUCCAUCCCCUGUAGUGCUUGGCUUCAGUGCCCAUCACAUAGACAGAUGGAGCCAACCCUGACCCCUCUCCUCGCCCACGGGGACGCCAAGAGAAUCAGCGCCUGACUGGAGGAGAGGGGAGUAAGCGCAAGUGCGAAGGGAGAGGCACGGGGGGGGGGGGGGGGGAAGUAGACCGUUGCUCCGUCGCCACGGCAACACAUCCGACAAACUCCUGGAUGCCACUUCAUCCGCAGACGAGGCUAUCGGAUAAAACCACGCGCGGCAGGAAGCGCAGCGGGCGGGAACAGAAGGACCUCAUGGUCCCCCCCCUUUGAUUGUCCGUCAGACAUCUCAGUCUGUGUAUUUUUUUUUUCCCUCAAAGACAAGAUGUGAACAUAAUAAUCUGAGUAUCACAAACACAGAAAAAGGAAAACUUGAGUUGAAUUUUCAUUCAGAGCACAUCUUUCAGACAUUUUCCUUGAUCAGUGAUCUAAAUAAUUUGGUGAAAGUUGGAGUGGCCCAACCAAGAGCAAGCCAGCAGACAAGGGUAUUCUGUUUCCCAAGAAAAGAACAAGCAGAACUUCCUAAAAAGCAAAACAAACUUCCGUCAAUCUGCCUUUGGGAGCACCUAUGAUAUUUAUGGAGCCAACACAACAUGGACAAAAUGACAGAGUUUAGAGGUCAAAGAAGUCAUGCAGGCGGAGGGGCAGACACAGUCCAGCGCCUCUGUCUCUGGAAAUGCAUCUGAAGAUCAGAGCGACAAACACAACAAGAAGUGACUGCUGCAACAGCGGAGAGCCAAACUGGAAAGUCUGCUGCUGGGAUUCUUUGCUUUGAAUAUCGAUGCAGAAAGAACAAUUUGUAUCCAUUGAGUGUGAGCUAUAAAGAUUUUCUCUCACACAGGAGCCACAUUUCUGACUUUGUGGAGCCCGUUAUUUCAGUGCAGAGCCACUAAAAACUGGGCUCAGUCAAGUGUUUUAGUACACUCUGAAAAAGAAGAGGAAAAAAAGCUUGACUGCCACCAACUCUAGCCACGUUAAAUAAGAAUACUAAAGUAUCUUCUUUGAAACCAACCUGGAUCUUUCACUGGUCCAAUCAUCUGGGAAGCUGUGGAAAACAGAGAUACUUGGGUGACUUUUGUUGUCUUUGAGGAGGAUUUGUCUACCUUUGGUCAGCUUAGGGGGGCAAGAGGAUGCCAGAACUGGAAAAUUACCCACCAGGAGCCAGAGACUCUGAGUUGGAUGUCAGUGGGCCGGCAAACCCCGCCCAGAUUCAGCACAGCAUCCUGGAGGAGCAGGUGGAGCUGUGGUGGUUCAGAGAUCCUGGGAAAUCUUUACUCUGCUACUGCAUCGCUGUGCUUUUGAUCCUGGGCUGCGGGCUUGGCGGCGUCGGCCUUCUCUCCACCACCACCAGUGUGUCGAGUGAAUGGCGGCUGGGCGUGGGCACAGCCCUGUGCCUCCUCGCCCUGGGGGUCCUCCUCAAACAGCUGCUCAGCUCUGCUGUGCAGGACAUGAACUGCGUUCGAAGCCGACAGCGGAUUGACAUGCUGAAGAGCGGUGGCCUAUCGGACCUUCUGGUGGUUUUGAUUACUGGGCUGUCGCUGUUGAUUUGUGGAGGCGUUCUCCUACAUCUGGCCCUGGUUAACCAUAUGCCAAAGCCAGGACAAGCCCUUAAUGACAUGUACAUUUCAGGAUUGGUUUUGCUGGCUGGAGGGGGAGCAGCAGUCGUGGGUGUGGGGAUUUACUCAGUCGUGGUGAUCCUGCUCGAGAGGACGAGGCAUGGACGAAGAUUUGUGGAUCGAGUUUUGAACAUUUUCACGGUGUCAGGACACAUGGACCGUCACGCCCGCAGAGAGACUACCUCCAGCUUGGCUAAUCUCCUUUGAGCUGCAGUAUUGUUAGAGCUGUGUGUAUAUUGACCUCGGCUAAGCUUAAUUAUGCCCAGUUAUUUAAAAAAAAACAAUGUCUUAAACAAAAUUUAUACCUAACAUGCCUCACAGAGUGGUCAUACUAUGCAUGAAACAAAAAGAAAAAAAUCUGUUGACAUAAAAUGGACUCUAUGAGAGCGGUAGAAGGUAGUUUGAGUGUUUGUGUGGGCAGCAGUGUGAAAGUUCCAAAAAAGUUAAAAGUGAUAUUCAGUAACGACAAGCACAAGUUUAGAUUAAUUUGCAAUGUGCAGCAAUGUAGAACAGUUGAUGGGUGUCAACUGAAAAUGAUCCAGCAGAUCCAUCAUGGGACUGUUUAAAGGUUCUUCUCUUUUGCAGACAUUCAUAAUAAAGUAUGUAUUAAUAUCAGGUCACAAGACCUCGAAGCACACAUCUUAAUACAAAAAAAAAAGAAAAAUCUUUAUCUUUAUGAUUACAAGCCCCCCCUCCCCCCCCUCUGAAGGUUCAUGUGUUGACACACAGCGGAGAUUUUCUGUCAGACAGCAAAAAGACAACAUGAUUGUUGGACAAAAUACUUAUCAGGAUAAUUCAGGAUGUUAGAAGAAAUUGUUUGGUUCCUUUUGUUGAUCAGCAGCGUAUUGUUGACUGUGAAUUUCACAGUGCUUUAUUAUGUUGGAAACAGUAUUAAGUUGUGUUUUUGAUAUAAUUGCGUUAAAGGUCUUAUGUAAGGCGAUCGCUCGUUGUGUGGAAAUCAUAAACAAGCAACCAGGCCAAAUGGAGAAAUCUUGUUUUCAUAUUGACGAUUUUUUUCAUUAAAGCCUUGGCAAACCCA